GCUGUAUGCCAACUGGAUUAAGGGAAAGACCAUUGGGGAAAGACCUGCCAUGUCCCACGAAACAUACUUACAGAUUGAGUAAAUCUACUGUUGUGUUGACGUAGCUCAUCUAAAAGUAUUGACGCACAAAGCUGGAUUCAAGAUGGCGUUGCACCUGCUACUACAGGUUUAGAUUAUUCAAACGGAAUCAAAAUAUUGCCCUAGUUAAGGGCACAAGCUGAAAGUACGGGUUAGCCUACUGCUGGUCCGGUUUUUAACUAAAUCUCGAGACGGCGACGCUGUCCAGCUGUGAGACAAAUGUCAGAGGAGCUGUCAACAUCGGACAGCGAAGCUGCCGUGGUUGGUCAUGGAGAACGAUGGGCUCCGGUUGGAGCUGUGGCCAACCCGGAGGAUGAACGAGGGAAACGGGACUUGCUGGAGCCCAAAAGGUUAGGCUCGCUGUCGGCCAGCGAAGCUGAGAUGGCUGCCAGGCUGCGGAAACUGGAAGAGGAGCGAGAACUGUCGAAUUCAUCGCUUCUCGCCCUAACAUCACAUUUUGCACAGGUGCAGUUUCGACUGAAACAGAUCGUUCAUGCACAGAGCGAUGAGAAGGAGAGAAUGCUCAUGGAUCUCGAGGAGUUCGCUUUCAAAGGCUGUCCGCAUGUUGUUGGCUGUCGGGCGAAGGAUGCGCAACUGCUGGAGAACUCGGAGGAACUCAGUGAGCGGGAGAAGAGAGAGCGCUUAGAGGCCCAGAGAGAGAAGCAGAAGGAACUGAUAGUGCAACUGAAGACCCAACUGGACGACCUGGAGCGCUUUGCCUACCAGGAAGGCAGCUAUGAUUCCCUGCCUCAGUCUGUGGUGAUGGAGAAGCAAAGGGUGAUCAUUGAUGAGCUGAUUAAAAAACUGGACGUGAAUCUCAAUGAGGACAUUGGGCAGCUGAGUCCAGAGGAGCUGAGGCAGAGAGUAGACGCUGCCAUCGCCCAGAUCGUCAACCCGGCCCGGGUCAAAGAGCAGCUGGUGGACCAGCUCAAGACCCAGAUCCGAGAUCUGGAGAUGUUCAUCAACUUCAUCCAAGAUGAGGUGGGAAAUCCUUUACUCUCUGAUGGUCAGCACAGCCAGCAGGCUGGGACGUCCCAACCCAACUCCAGAGGCCCAGGGGGGAGAAAGAAAGUGGACCCCGAGCAGGCCCAGAGGAUGCGUGAAACUGGCCUGCAGCUGAUCCAGCGUGCCUUGGCCGUCCUGCAGAUCUUUGCCGUGAGCCAGUUUGGCUGCGCAGCGGGCCACGUGCCCCAGACCCUGUGGUCGCAGGGCAGUGAGGCCAGCCACCCUGACUACGGCCCCCUGCUGCAGCGUCUGGAGGCGGCCGUGGAGAGUGUGCGCAUCCAGGCGGCCGGCCGCCAGUCGGUCUCCCAAGAGGAGCAGCACAUGGUCAGCUACACAGUGUGCCUGUCGCCCGGCGGGCCGCGUGACGAGCUGACCACUGCCGUGCGCAAGGACCUGGCCAUGGCCCUACGUGACCUGCUGGCCCACGGCCUAUAUGCGCCCUCGCAGGGCAUGAGCCUGGUGCUGGCGCCCAUCGCCUGCUUGCUCCCCUACGGACCCGGUCAGGCCAAGAACAUGCACCCGUGGGAGCUCUUCGUCAAGUACUACCACUCCAAGGACGGCCCAGCGUUUGUGGAGUCGCCGGCGCGCCAGCUCUCGCAGUCCUUCAGCCUGCCCGUGGGCGGCGGAGGAGGUGCCGGGGCGGGCGGCGGGGGUCCGGUGACGGUGACGCCCAAGCAGUCGCUGCUGUGGGCCGUGCACUCGGUGCUGCACGAACACAGCCGCUACAAGCGUGGCGCCGACUCCGAGUUCAAGGCGCUGGUGUGCGUGGCGCUCAACGAGCGCCGUCUGGUCUCCUGGCUCAACCUGCUCUGCAAGUCGGGCGCGCUGGUGGGGCCACACUACCAGCCAUGGAGCUACAUGGCCCAGACCGGCUUCGAGGGCGCCCUGCGCAUCCUCGGCCGCCUCAGCCACCUCAAGUUCAGCCUGCCCGUCGAUCUGGCCGUGAGGCAGCUCAAGAACAUCAAGGACGCCUUCUGAAGUUGGAGGAGAUAUAGGGGAGACGACGGAGCCUCUUUCAGCUUUCUUGUCCUUCUCUCCCACUCUCUCUUCACUCUUUCUCUCUGUCUCUCCCUCUUUAUCUCUAUCGCUGUCUCCUUGUAGUUCUCCGUUUGCCUUGCUGUCCUUUCCACCAGUGUGCUCCUGUGUUAUUCCAACUGAAGAAAUGAUGAAGAAAAGAAUGAGUGAAGGCAGAGGUGAAGAAGAGAGGCCUAUAUGGAGACCACAGGCGAUAGGCCUUCACUGUUGGUCCAUUCAAACUAACGAGAGAAGUGGGAGUCAUAAAUAUGCUGCAUUGCUAUUCCCUAGCAGGGACAUUUGUUAUGAUAAAGCUUGUGUUAUCUAAUGUUACCUGCAGAAAAAUCAAACAUCCUUAAAAUGCUGGAAAGUUGUUACUUCUCUGUUUUUGCAGUGAUAUCUGCAUGAGUGCCCUGCAGAGCAGUCCAGACAAAUCGAAGUUACCAACACUAAGAUGCUUGAAUAAGUUGUCAGUGAUGUCCAUCAUGAAUUCAUGUGUGUAGUACUUUAUGUCCGAUAAACUGCUACUAUUAAUGGAGAGCAUAUCAAGAUCAUUAUCAGAUGAGGCUUUAUUAUGCAGUUUUGGGGUGUUGAAACUUUUUGCUGCAUGCCAUUGACAAUGAUUUGAAUGUGAUUGCCAAUUUUUAUCCUUCUCCUCAUGGAGAUUCCAUAUCAGUCAGCUAUCAACUAUACAGUGUGUGGUCUUCAUACAGUAGAUAACGCAAAAUACUCUCAAGGUUAGUCUCUUGACACUGUUACAUUGUUAAUCUUAUGUGUUUCUUGUAUUUAUACAGGAUUUCUGUCAGCUUUAGUCUAUGAGUGGUCUCACCAGGGCGACUACUCAAGAAUGCUGUUUGAGUGCCUAUUAGAAAGAAAAGAGCAGAGGAAACAUCCUGAUAAACCAGGACUGUCCACACAGAAACAUUAAAUGACGUUGUAUCAGAUGUUAAAAGUCAUUGUUCACGCGGCAAGUGAUGGCAGCUGUCACCCAAGACAUGGCAUUUUACUGUCUCGUCAAAUUGUCCCUGUGGAGAUCAAACUGCAGGUAUUAUUAGUUGCCAGACAGUAAGGGACCAAGUCAACAUGUUUCCUAGUGCUCAGUCCUUUGUCCCCUGAAUGUAGAAAAAAAGGAGGAAAAGACCUGCUGCAAACGCUACACCAUUAUUUUCAACUAUUUCCAAUUACUUACAUCAUGUUGUUAAUAUAUGUCAAUUUGAAAUUGCUGGAUUUCUUCAUUUUUGUAAGCAGUUGAUGUCAUAUCCUCAACCAAAGUUGAGGAAACCAUUUUGAAACCUCAGUGGCUUUUAGUGAUCAAAAGGCCUGCUUGAAUCCUCCCUCAAGUGUCAAUCUGCUGCUUAUGACCUUUUAAAGAAAGAGGCCAUUUUAGUUCAUAUGAAAAGAUAAAACUAUAUUUGUAUAAUCUAUGCUUAAGCUUCCAUUUUAUCAAAGGGGAAUGCUUUGUGGAACGUUUCAAGGUGACAUUGUUCUCUUUUGUUUAAUGAAGAGUGAUAUGUUCUGUAAUCUUUACACAUGCAAAAUAUGGUUGUCAAAGUGGAUGCACACAUAUCCUGAAGUUCUGAAUGUACCAAAUUAUUUAUUCCCAAUCUAAUCAGGUAUAUUUGAUUUAUCUAUGUAGCAAAUUAGUCAUAUCUAUAGUUAACCCUUUAAUGAUAUUCAUUUACUGUAUUUGUUCAAGUCAUUUGUGUAGGUUCCUGAAAUUAUGUGUUUGUCCUGCAUGUUUGUUUUGUAUUAUUUAUUUAUUUCUAUCAAUCAGCGAAUCACUUUAGAAGUUAUUUUGGGAAACUUAAAUAUAUGUUUACCUGACAGUAAUUCAGUUACACACUUAUCUCAGAGCAAGAUCUGUAGUGACUAUGUGAUUAUAUUGUUAAUUAUUUCUCAUUUGUGUUCUUAAUGAAUUUAGUGUUUAAUAGCACUCCUCUUAUACACAUUGUGCACAUGAUCUGCUGUUACACUUCAGUGUAAAAUCUUAUUUUUACCCAUGUAAGAGAGACCAAAUAAACCCACCAGGAACGUG
Messenger RNA from Alosa sapidissima (American shad), 4132 nucleotides. It is a transcript of the gene rundc1, whose product is annotated as RUN domain containing 1. The transcript has 6 exons. NCBI's taxonomy places the organism in Eukaryota, Metazoa, Chordata, Actinopteri, Clupeiformes, Clupeidae. The record is from RefSeq and is a predicted model, not a curated record. The coding region runs from base 298 to 2061 and encodes 587 amino acids.